This is a messenger RNA of Serpula lacrymans var. lacrymans S7.9, 1779 nucleotides long. RefSeq lists its product as uncharacterized. Bases 86 to 1150 code for a protein of 354 amino acids. Gene Ontology annotation, molecular function: transcription coregulator activity; protein heterodimerization activity. The record is from RefSeq and is a predicted model, not a curated record. Gene Ontology annotation, cellular component: SAGA complex. Gene Ontology annotation, biological process: transcription by RNA polymerase II. The transcript is spliced from 6 exons. NCBI's taxonomy places the organism in Eukaryota, Fungi, Basidiomycota, Agaricomycetes, Boletales, Serpulaceae.
GACCCGGACUUACUUUACGCACUACCUAUCCUGGUCCAUACUGUAUCACUGGUAUCCUUGAACACACUACUCGAGGAUACCAUCCAUGGCGACAACGACAAAGAAAGCUGCCGCUCAGGAAGGCAGUGGUAGCCGUGACUACAAAUAUUCCCAAGAAAUAUCUCAGAUGAUGUUUGUAUUUGGAGAGGUGCAAGAUCCAGCCGCAGAAACCGUUAAUCUCGUCGAGGACAUCGUUCGAAGUCAACUCAUCGAGCUGAUCUUGCAGGCUAGAGCUCUCGCAGCACGUCGUGGGGCCCGCUACACUUCAGCCGAAGACCUUAUUUUCCUCAUCCGUCAUGACAGAGGAAAAGUGAACCGGCUGAGGACAUAUCUAUCUUGGAAAGACGUGCGGAAGCAUGCUAAGGAUUCUGGUGGAGAGGGAGGUGCAGGUGUGGAGGUUGAGACCCUAGAGGACGGUGCUGACGAUAAACUAACGACCAAGGCCCAGAAAAUCACCAUCAAGCUACCCUGGGAGAUAACGACCAUUUAUUCAGAGGUACUCAGACAGAGUGGACACCAGUCGGACGAUGAAGAAGAUGAAGACGACAUCGAAGCUCACGAAGCUUCCAUCCAACGACUCAAGGAAGCAGACGAUGCUACACGUCAGAUGACGCGAGAGGAAUAUCAACACUACUCAGAUUGUCGUCAAGCCUCAUUUACGUAUAGGAAAGCCAAGCGCUUCCGCGACUUUCUCAAUCUUCCAGUACAGUUAGACCUAAGAGCGAACGACGACACCAUCGAUAUUGUCGGCUUUCUCGCUUUCGAAAUGGUGCGCUCGCUCACAUUGGCAGGCCUCGAUGUCAAGAAAUCACUUGAAGAGUCGUACCUCCGUGAAGACUAUACCUCUCCUGUUCUGGGGAAACGGAAAGUAAAUAGCGCCCUCGAUGCAGGGGCGAACAAACGCAGACGCGACGAUUCCCCGGAUAGGGAUGAUACACCACUCCCUGUUAGCUCGCUGUUCCUACCACCUCCUGAAGCCCGCACCGCGCUGCGCCCAGAACAUAUUCAGGAUGCUUUUUCGAGGAUGCAAGGUGACUGGUCGCACCACCGUUCUGCUGGAAUGAGAAAUUGGCGUGGAGGUCUCGUACGGACGAGAGUCAAUCUCAUCUGACCUGGUCCUCGCUCGUAUCACUUCUCCCGCCCGUUACUUGCUAUUUAUCGCUUACAUUUUGCAUUUGUACUUCUACUUUACACAUUAUUUAUACAAUUGUACAUCGUCAACUUGUCGUCAGCAAUCAAGAAACAAAAAACCAUGAAACUGGGACAAUGAUAAUUUUUCAGAACAAUAGCGAUGCUGCAACGUCCAGAUUACCACCCGCCGCAUCCAGCGAACUGAUGGCUAAUUCGCGCGUAGCUCCAAGGCCCAUGAGAGUGGCGAUAGCAGACUCUGGGUGAUGCGUUCGUGAUGCUGGAGGCGCACUCCUCGCAGCGCCUCUCUGAACUCCAGUUGGGGCUGAACCAAGUGUGUUCCCUCCCCCAGGAAACGACGGCGCAGGAGGAUUCCGGUCAGGUACAGAUGAUGAUGAUGCUGUAGCAGCUGCAGAGCGAGGUGAAGCAGUGUCAUCGACGCCAGCAUCCAUAAUCCGCGCUUUAUCCGGCAGUUCAUGCUCGGAGAGGAAGCGUACUUCACGUCCUUGAAUUCGAAGGACAUUUCUCUCCAGGUCUAUGCAAGCUUGAUGGGCUUUAAGCAUGUCGAGGCCCAGGAGGAGAUCGACAUCGCGGCCCUACGAGAUGGAAAAU